Molecule: messenger RNA, 634 nt
Organism: Phialemonium atrogriseum
Lineage: Eukaryota; Fungi; Ascomycota; Sordariomycetes; Cephalothecales; Cephalothecaceae
Exons: 1
Coding region: 111-485 (124 amino acids)
Source: RefSeq, a predicted model, not a curated record
AAAGUGGAAAAAUGCGAGCGAUAUUCCUGGACUCUAUACUGGCUGCCUGGCUAUACUUACCAUUGGGGUGGGACGGGUAAGCCAGGCAGCCAUGCAGUGCAUAGUUAGGAAUGACAGUUCCCGGAUAUCUGCCUUCUAUUGGCUGUCAGUCACGAGGAAGCAAUCUACCGCGACACAGCUGCGUUCGAGAACUGGUUGCCAAGGUCGAACGUGCCGCCGUUAACUGCAACCCAUCAUCAACUGCGUCUGUGACCAGCUCGCCCAACAUUCACAACGCCGAAAAUAAUGCUGGGUCCUUGUGCGAGGACGCCGAGGCUCAAGUUCAGGCCCUCGGCACCAAACACGCGUCCACGGUUGACGCUUUCAACGCGGCACUGGGAUUUCAGACAUUCAAUGGGGGGUUGAAUCAGGCGAGUGUAAAGGCUCUACUGAGGUUGGCAGCAACGAGCCAGGGACUUGUGAAGGGGACUUUGCCCGAUGCUUGACUUACGGGCACGAUUAUACUAGUGCACCACCAGAUCGAUAAAUUAAAGAACUUUUGGCUUCACAUUGUCAAGUUCGAAGGCUGUCAUAUUUUGAAUCUCGUCGACGGACCGCAUGAUGCUCUGGACAAUUCUGCAUCUAGCAAACCUAU